UUUUGGAGGGGGGGGGAACCACGCGAAUCAUCAGACACCAUGUGGGUCCACUUGAUUAUCCGUAUAUUAUUUAGUGAAAUUUGUGGAAAUUAUGAGGUGCACACACAAAUCCGGUGAUAAACCUCUCUGCCUCCUGAUUGGCUGAGCAGGUCACAUGGGCGCCUAACUUUAUUCAGUUGACAGCAAGUAGGAGGGCUCUCUGGAAGGAGAAAAAAAGACAACACGAGAAAAAUUAGUAUUUUCUACCUUCCGAAAUUAAUGGCCAUGAGUUCGUAUAUGGUGAACUCUAAGUAUGUGGACCCCAAAUUCCCCCCUUGCGAGGAAUAUCUGCAGAACAGCUACCUUGCUGAGCAAAGCGCAGACUAUUACGGUGCCUCGCAAGGCUCUGACUUCCAGCACCAGGGAAUCUAUCCACGGUCAAACUACAGCGAGCAGCCCUACGGUUGUAGCAAUGCCCAGGGCUCGGCAGUGCAGCCGCGGGGUCACGGGCAGGAGCAAUCCGGCCCAGCGAACCACUUCCCCGGGCAGGCUGAGCACUGUCCCCCGCCUCCAAUGCCCGCCACGAGGACCUGCAACCAGCAGCCCAGCCUCAAAAGCCCCAACGGGUCAUCGCCACCAACAGCAGCAGGAGCAAUGAAGCAGCCAGCGGUGGUUUACCCUUGGAUGAAGAAAGUCCACGUUAACUCAGUGAAUCCUAAUUACACCGGAGGAGAACCGAAGCGCUCCAGGACAGCCUACACGAGGCAGCAAGUCCUCGAACUGGAGAAGGAAUUCCACUUCAACCGGUACCUGACUCGGCGCCGGCGGAUCGAAAUCGCCCACACGUUGUGUCUCUCCGAACGCCAGAUCAAGAUCUGGUUCCAGAACAGGAGGAUGAAGUGGAAAAAAGACCACAAACUGCCCAACACCAAGGGCCGGUCCUCUAGCUCUUCCUCGGCCCCCAGCCAACACUCACAGACUGUCUCCAAGGAGCAUCAGACUGACUUGACGACUUUGUAGGGAACUUGGAAGAUGGUCCGUUUCAGACCCGGUUGAAUCGGAACUGAACUGUCCAGGAUACACAAACAAACAAAUAUACAAACAAGCACCCAAACAAACGCACAUGCCGGCUAAGCAGAAACCUGCACGUAGCAGCCAACAACUCCCAAAUUGUCCUCAUCCUGCUUUAAGGUACUGAAGACAAACCCAACGAUAUUAUGGACUUCGUAGGAAUAAUGCAAAACAGCACAACCAUUCACACUCAAACAAACUCUGCAUCCAGGUGGUGAGAAAGUGAUAAUUAUAAAUAUAAAUAUAUAUAUGUAUAGGCUACAGAA
This is a messenger RNA of Lacerta agilis (Sand lizard), 1316 nucleotides long. It is a transcript of the gene HOXD4, whose product is annotated as homeobox D4. The transcript has 2 exons. The record is from RefSeq and is a predicted model, not a curated record. Gene Ontology annotation, cellular component: nucleus. Gene Ontology annotation, molecular function: RNA polymerase II cis-regulatory region sequence-specific DNA binding; DNA-binding transcription factor activity, RNA polymerase II-specific. Lineage: Eukaryota; Metazoa; Chordata; Lepidosauria; Squamata; Lacertidae. Bases 259 to 999 code for a protein of 246 amino acids. Gene Ontology annotation, biological process: regulation of transcription by RNA polymerase II; anterior/posterior pattern specification; embryonic skeletal system morphogenesis.